This is a messenger RNA of Bursaphelenchus okinawaensis, 797 nucleotides long. The record is from the annotation of a GenBank genome assembly. NCBI's taxonomy places the organism in Eukaryota, Metazoa, Nematoda, Chromadorea, Rhabditida, Aphelenchoididae.
AUGGCUUUCUGUUUCAGUGAAGAAUUCAAUCGAAAAGGUGAAAAGUACGUUUAUGGUCUACAUUUUCAUUUUACUGACUAUUGUGAGCGCUUAGCUGAAGGUCUUUAAAUUUAAAUUUUUCAGACUUACACAGCGAAAAUUCGACUUUUGCAAGACUUUUCUUUGUGCCGGGUUUUACAGAAACCCAAAAGAACUUUCGCUGCACCAUAAAGGCAAGGUAGUGUUGCAUCUUGUAAAUGACACUUGCUACAAGAGAUCCAACAGCACAUAUGUAAAAGCAUAUGGAAACCUUGAAAAAGGUCUUGUCAAAGCUAAAGAACACGUCGAACCAUUGCUUUAUAUCUUGCCUAGCUUAAACACUACAAGUGUGUUUAAUCAAUGGAUUGUAACAGUGUUUGGACAGCAAGUUUUAAAUUGUUUGUGCGCAAUAUUUUAAAAUUUUUACAUUUGUAGCCCUAACGUGAAAAUUCCGUGUUUUAAAAACAAAGAAAAUGGAGUAAAUAUUCUCAUGCAGUAUGGCAUUGCGAUGAAUUAUCUGAUGGCGAAGGUGUUCCAUAGACCGUACGUUUGUUGAAUUUUCAAAAAGUAUUAUAAUGGCUAAACAAUACUAUAAUGGCUAAUCUAUUAGCUAAAACUACACUCUCUUAAAACUAAACUCUUUUUUUAAAUUUGAAAACUAACUUUUCAGUAUUCACUACACAAACGUGGAGGAAAGACUGAACCCAGACUUGUUCACUGACAAAGGCUGUGAACCAUGGAAUGUUAUUACUAAAUGCGACUAUUAUGAUGAUGAAUGA